GUUUGGGAAGUACAUUUCAGAAUCUCCGGUGAAGAUGACACCGGUCACCGUGCUGAUGUGGUCUCUGUUCUCGAUAUGGAUGACAACUUCUGCUGUGCAGUAUGAAGACGAACUCAACGAGACUGUCACCUGCACCAACGAGCAGAUGCGGGUCAUCAUCCCCAGUGCCUUUUUUCUGAACAAGGACCCUCCUAUUUAUGUCUGGGAUCUGCAUCUGAACAAUCCUGAAUGCCGAGGUGUCGAGGUCGAGAACGAUUACGUCUUCAGCAUCAAGGCCAACCUCACAGACUGCGGCACUAUUAUGGCAUCAGACGAUACUCACAUCGUGUUCACCAACUCCAUCCGGAACAACGAAACUGACGUUAUCACCAGAAGCUACAUCAACAUCACAUUCGGCUGUCGAUACCCCCUAAACUACAUGGUCCAGCAGCAAAACGGCGAGAACUUGAUCCGAGUGGAUGUCAGGACAAUCACUCUCAACACAGAAGAUGGGAAUUUCUCCGUCUCCAUGCUGCUGUAUAAAGAUGAAGAGUUUCAGGAUAAAUGGACCACGGUUCCUUCUCUCACACUCGAGGACAACAUCUAUGUCAAAGUUUACAUGGUUCCGGCGAAUCUGUUUUUAAGAGUGGAGAGAUGUUGGGCCACACCCACCCAUGACCCUUACAGCAACAUUCAAUACAUCUUCAUCAGAGAAAGUUGUCCGGUGUUACGGAAUGACCAGACGCUGGACGUGAUGAGGAACGGUCAAGGCCCGGAGGCUUUUUUCAGGAUACAAAUGUUUAAGUUUGUUGGCAGCUCCUACACGGAUGUUUUCCUCCACUGCAACAUUCAGAUCUGUCAUAACACAGGAGGAACGUGCCAACCCAACUGCACCGAUGAGGAUGCGUCAGUACGAACGCGCAGGGAGGUUGCGUCAUCACACACGGUCUCGUACGGACCAAUCAGAAGGCUCAGUGUUGACACAGAGAAUACUGGUCAGAGUCUAGAUAUGCCCCCUGUGGAGACGUUUGUGCUUGGUGGUCUUCUGUUCCUCCUGAUCCUCAUCACAGGAGUUUUUGGGAAACUUUGGCUGCAGAGCAGAAACUCGUAUCCCACUCAAGAAGCUCAGCUCACCCUCUCCAACAUCCACCAUAUCUCAGAAGUGGCCAGCUAACUUGGAAACACACAGACACACACGAUUUAUAUACACACACACAGACAUUGUUCUUUGAAAUAUGCUCCUUUUGAAAGUCUCUGCUAAGCUGUAGUGCAUUUUAUGCUAGUUCUUUGUUUCUGUCUUUUAAUAUGAUAUUAAUAAACAAUUAAAAACAUAUUUUGUCUUUCUAACAGCUUUCUAUAAAAGAAAAUGCAAAUACAGUAUAUACUGUUGUAUUUAAACGUCCAAACGGUAUUUGUAAAUUACGCUAGACUAUAUCAAACCAAGAGGAAUUUAUUUUUAAGAAAGCAAAUGCACGCUUUAAGCUAAACAUGCCACAAAAA
Messenger RNA from Triplophysa rosa, 1479 nucleotides. Its product is annotated as pancreatic secretory granule membrane major glycoprotein GP2. Gene Ontology annotation, cellular component: apical plasma membrane; cell surface. The transcript is spliced from 9 exons. The record is from RefSeq and is a predicted model, not a curated record. The coding region runs from base 35 to 1153 and encodes 372 amino acids. NCBI's taxonomy places the organism in Eukaryota, Metazoa, Chordata, Actinopteri, Cypriniformes, Nemacheilidae. Gene Ontology annotation, biological process: neutrophil migration.